AUGAAAGUUACCAAAGAAGACGUUCGGGGGCCACUGCUUCCUGUGCAGGCUCGCCCCGAGCGCCCCUUGUGUUUCGGCACACACGAGGGGGCAUUAGAGGCACCCCGCUCCCCUGAGUCCGUAGUAGCUCCUCAUUACUCCUUAGUAGCAAUCAACAAGCUUGCAUUUGAAGCACGCAAAUGCCGACCUUCCUCAAGCGAUGACUCGGCACCCUGCAGCCCAGACCGUCUCGGCUCCAAGUACCCAAUCAGUUCUUGUCCUACUGAAAUUCAAAAGAUCAACGCAAACACUCAGCAACAGCGUCCCUUUAGAAUCCGUAUGCUACCCUCAAAAAGAUGGGCAACAGAAGAGAUACGCAGGCGGAGAGAUCCAACGACGGAUCCGGAAGGCCAACCAGCAGAAGCAGAAGAAACCACAACAAAGAGCAAACCAGAAGGAACACAAAAUGCUACUGACCAACUUGGCUUCGCAUCUUUGCCUAGGCAUUUGAUCGCCUUCAUUCUGUCUUUGGUUGGCAGCCAAUCUGCAGAAAAGGCGACACUUUCUCAUGUCUGCCGCCGCUGGAAGGAAGUGAUGCAAUUACAUUGCAUGUGGUCAUCCGUGGACGCCUCCCAUAGGCCAUUAAGUUCUUUAUCUGCUUCUGUAGGUCCUUCCAUUCAACUCAGAAGUCUCUGGAGCAGGACAGAGACGCUCGUCCUUGCAGACGACGACGCAUCGGAGGCAAAUGAGCUGCUGCUGCAGCUCAGCAAUGCCCCAUGCAGCACCAGCACAGCUAGCAGUAGAAGCAGUCCCACCAGCAGGGUUAGCAGUGUCAGUUCAAGUUGUAGACCUGGCACCAGCCGCAUGUGUAGCUACAGCGACAGCAGCAGCAGCAAGGUCAGCAGCAACAGCAGUCGGGGCAUGAAUGAAGCGGAGCACGCAACACGCCCUCAAUAUUGGACUUUGCCGUAUUUGAGGCAUCUGCGGGUUCAUCGCACCAUGGGGGGAGGCUACAUCAGACAUUCCACACCGCAAAAUAUUUUGGCUGCAGCAGACGCAGCUAGGGGAUCUUGUGUCUUAAUACCUCUUCAUCCUGGGAGCAGUAAUAGUAGUAGUAGUAGUAGUAGUAGUAGUAGUAGCAACAGCAAUGACAACAGUGGAAGCAGUGACAGCAGCAGCGGCCUACAGCAGCUGGAAGAGCUCGUGCUCGAGACCGAAGUGGGACCUGAGCUACUGCUGGCUCUCCGCGGCAAAACACCGAGGUUGAAGACACUUAUUAUCAGCUGCCUUCAUGAUAAGCCCACCGGUAGCAAUCAGGCAAGAGAUCAAACGGCAGCAGCAGCUGUUCCAACAGAAUCAGAGGCGCCAGAAGUGGAGGGAGUGUCUGCACUUGAAGCAUUGCUGCUUCUCCUGGAGGAUCUCCCGCCUCAGCAGUUGGUUGUCUUCGGGUUUGGAACGUCGGUGGGAGUCUCGGGUAGUAGAUGCGACGCCAGCAGCAGGAGCAACAGCAGUAGCAGCGGCAGCAGCAGCCGCAGCUGCCGAUUGCCUGACGGCCUCAGGGGCCUUCGGGAGAGAUUACAGAGGAAAGCAACCCAAGUUGGCAAGGAAGAGGCGUUAGGAGAUGAAUUGUGUUCUUUACUUGCCGCCAAACACCAUGAGUCACUCCGCGCACUCUGGAUGCCCGACAUUUGCACCUCGCUUGAGGGUGCAGGGGACCUCGUCUUUCGCUGCCGCCACUUGACGAUUUGUUCCAUACCUGGUGCAGCUGUGCUUCAUGAACUCCAUUGCAUGGUGGGAAGCCGCCGUGCUGUUGGCAGUUCGGAAGCGGAUGGCCUCAAGGCCUACGUGAUUUUGCUUCUCCUCGAAGCCAGCCUUCAUUGA
Messenger RNA from Eimeria maxima, 1860 nucleotides. RefSeq lists its product as hypothetical. The record is from RefSeq and is a predicted model, not a curated record. NCBI's taxonomy places the organism in Eukaryota, Apicomplexa, Conoidasida, Eucoccidiorida, Eimeriidae. Gene Ontology annotation, molecular function: protein binding. The transcript has 5 exons. The coding region runs from base 1 to 1860 and encodes 619 amino acids.